Messenger RNA from Dioszegia hungarica, 1020 nucleotides. RefSeq lists its product as uncharacterized. The transcript has 2 exons. NCBI's taxonomy places the organism in Eukaryota, Fungi, Basidiomycota, Tremellomycetes, Tremellales, Bulleribasidiaceae. The coding region runs from base 1 to 1020 and encodes 339 amino acids. The record is from RefSeq and is a predicted model, not a curated record.
AUGACCAGCCAGACACGACGCGAGUCAGAUAUCACCAUCGCAGAGCUAGCUCGUGUGCCCGCUUCUCGGGCCUCUGUCGCUGCCCCUACUGCCACACAGACAGAAGGACCUCCGCCUAUGGUUCUUCAUCUCGAUCGGCUUCGGCGGAACCGGAUGCCGGAGAGCGAGGUCCAAGCUGAACCUCAUCGGCCCAGGCGAUCCUCCCGGUGGUCCGUCCUAUCGACCACACCUACGGUCGUCGAGCCCACUGCAGCUGCAGCUCCGGCCGCUCCAGAAAGGACGGAGCCUCGGCGCCCCACCAUCAAGGAGGUCGUACGCAAGCAUCCUCGGAAUAUCACCUAUGCGUCGAUCCUCGCGGCGGCAUUCAUCGGGAUGGUGGCGGGCUGGGCGGUGUAUCUGAGCGUGAAGCGGACAGGCGAUGCGCGGCAGGACGCAUAUCGGGGAAGUUUGGUGGUGAACGGGCUCUUUGUUGUCGUCCUCAUCAUCCUCUUUAUGCUCAGCGGGCGGCAAUUCCUCUUCAUCUACCGUCUUUUCCGUCCAUUAGCACCCCACCAAUCCCCCUCACUCCCUCCAUGGCUUGUCGGCCGCCCUCCUACCUACCGUGAGGCGCUACGUACAGGCGGAAGAGGAACGGGCGAUGUGGAGGAUGGGAUCAUUGCGCAGAACGAGUCGCUGCCAAAGUAUGGGGAGACGAUCGGGUCAACCUUGUUGGCGAGGAGUCAGAGCAGGGGCGGGGCGGUCGAGAUGGCGCAGGUUGAGAGGGCGCCGAGCGCGGAGGCGACUGUACAGGAGGGGCAGGUUGCUAUUCCCGUACAAGUCGUGGAUGAGCCGGUCGCUCCGCAGGCGGAUGUGGGGUCUCAGCGGGAAGCGGAGGCAAGGCAGAUCGAGGAGGCGCGGAGGUUGCAGGCGGAUGUCCCGGGGUGCAGUGUGGCGAAUCGAACGUUACCAAGCGGAAACGAGCAGGAGCAGUGGGAGGACGUUGCGCUGGAUAGGAAGGUCAGGGAUGAAGAAUCUAGAUAG